AUGUCUGACGGGAGACUGCAGUCUUCUCGCGACUACGACUCACGCGACCGCCGUAGGGAUCGGGACCGUGAUGGCGAUCGCCGCGACCGGAGACGCUCUCGCUCGCCGCAUCACCGCUCCCGCCGUGAUGGACCAGACGUAGACAGCUACGCCUCCUCUCGGGACUAUCGUGAGCGCGAGCGCGAGGACAGAUACGGCGGAAGACGCGAUGGUGGUAGAGACUGGGGCAGAGACCGUGGCUCCGCGCGCAGAGAUGCUCGGAGAGACGACGAUGGAGACCGCCGUCGUGACCGGCGAGACCGUGAAGAUCUGUUUGCAGACAGGAGACCACCACGGAGUGAUGGCCGCGAGCACGACCGUCGCCCCGACAGAGGCGACCGGGGCCGCGACCGCGAUGACAUGCGCCAGCUCGAGCGCCAGGCCGCGCGCAUGAGCGCUUCCCCUCCACGCAAACCCAAGGAACCCACUCCAGACCUCACUGAUGUCGUCCCAGUUCUUGAGCGCCAGCGCCGUCUGACUCAGUGGGACAUCAGGCCCGCUGGCUACGAAAAUGUCACGGCAGAGCAGGCGAAGCUGUCUGGGCUGUUUCCUCUUCCAGGAGCACCGCGUGCACAACCCGUGGAUCCAUCGCGACUCAAAGCAUUCAUGGACCAGCCAGGCAACCAGGCCAACACAUCGGCCCUCAAGCCGUCCACUGCUCGGCAGUCCAAGCGUCUUCUCGUGUCCAACUUGCCUCCGACGGCUACCGAUGACAGCCUCGCCGACUUCUUCAACCUGCAACUCAACGGACUGAACGUGACCCGCGGCGUCGAUCCUUGCAUCUCGGGCCAAAUCAACAAAGAGAAGGACUUUGCUUUGCUCGAAUUCAAGACCCCCGAGGAUGCCACCAAUGCCCUGGCAUUUGACGGCAUCGAGAUGGAACCCAACGCCAUGGUCACUAAUGGCAAUGAAAAUACCGCCAAGGGACUCCAGAUCAAGCGUCCAUCCGACUACAUUGUCCCCGCCGUGACCAGUGACGGCGAGAACGAGGGCGGAGUCCUUUCUGACUACAUUCCUGACUCGCAGAACAAGGUUUCUGUGAUAUUCCCCGCUUACAUUGACGAGGACCAGCUCAUGGAACUCAUGACCGCGUUCGGUGAAUUGAAAGCGUUGGUGCACGUGCGGGAUGCCACGACGCAAGAGAGCAAGGGUAUCGCUUUCUGCGAAUACAAAGACUCGAGCGUGACCAAGACGGCUGUUGAGGGACUCAACGGUAUGGACUUGGGCGGCACUUCUAUCAAGGUGAAGCUUGCGAGUGUGGGUAUCUCGCAGGUUAGCGGAGAGAUCAGCGUGAAUGCUCUGAGUAUGGUGGCUGGCACGGCGCGGAACGAGGGCGAGAACGGACGUGUGCUGUGUCUGAUGAACAUGAUCACGCCUGAAGAGCUCAUGGACCCGGAUGAGGCUGACGGUAAGGUACGAGGUCUUCUACUCAAGGCUGAAGCUGACUGAUUUGGCAGAAAUUCUCGAGGACGUCAAGGAGGAGGUGGCGAAGUACGGGAAGUUGCUGGAGGUGAAGAUGCCGCGGCCAACCGGUGGCUCGCGUCAAAACAAUGGCAUAGGUAAGAUUUAUCUUAAGUACGAGGAGUCGGCGAGCGCAGCAAAAGCAUUGGCGGCAUUGGCGGGCAGAAAGUUCUCGGACCGAACGGUGGUGGCGACUUACUUCGGCGAGGAGUACUUUGACGUGAACGCCUGGUAA
Messenger RNA from Lecanosticta acicola, 1735 nucleotides. Lineage: Eukaryota; Fungi; Ascomycota; Dothideomycetes; Mycosphaerellales; Mycosphaerellaceae. The record is from the annotation of a GenBank genome assembly.